This is a messenger RNA of Hibiscus syriacus, 525 nucleotides long. Its product is annotated as auxin-responsive protein IAA11-like. Bases 1 to 525 code for a protein of 174 amino acids. Gene Ontology annotation, cellular component: nucleus. Gene Ontology annotation, biological process: regulation of DNA-templated transcription. Gene Ontology annotation, molecular function: protein binding. NCBI's taxonomy places the organism in Eukaryota, Viridiplantae, Streptophyta, Magnoliopsida, Malvales, Malvaceae. The record is from RefSeq and is a predicted model, not a curated record. The transcript has 4 exons.
AUGGCAAGGAAAGUGUUGGAGGCGGUGGCCAUGGCCAUAAAUGGAUGUGGAGUUAGAGUGGUUUGUUUUGUUUACAGGAACGAUGCAGAGGGUUUAGUGAGGUGGCCACCGGUGAAAACCUGGAGGCAUAAGCUACGCCGCCAAAUCCCCAACGGCGGAACAGAUAACAACCACGUCGCGGCGGAGAAUGGCUGUGGCUGUAGCAGGGCUUCAAAUUCCACGUACGUGAAGGUAAAGACGGAAGGAGUUGGAAUCGCUAGGAAAAUCGACAUCGGCGUCCAUCGUUCCUUUGAAACUCUUACAACCACCUUAAUGACAAUGUUCGAUAUACUUGAUGAGAAUCUGAAGUGCUUUAAACUGGCUUAUCAAGACAAAGAAGGCGACCGGUUGCUUGCUGAAGAUGUUCCCUGGAGGACCUUCGUUGGCUCAAUAAAAUGCCUGAAAUUAAUUAGAAGCAGAGGAUGGCAAUUGGGGUUCCACAUCAAGUUAUCAAAAAUCAUAAAAGUCAAGAGAUCAGUAGUUUAG